Closterium sp. NIES-67 is the source of this 4835-nucleotide messenger RNA. Lineage: Eukaryota; Viridiplantae; Streptophyta; Zygnematophyceae; Desmidiales; Closteriaceae. The record is from the annotation of a GenBank genome assembly.
GUUAGGUCUCUCGAGCUGCGAGUCGCCGGCUGACUCGAGUUCUUCGAUCAGCAAUUCCGUACGACACUUGAUCUGUGUAGAUUCCAUCAUCCUUUAGGUUCCUUUCUUCAGAUUCCGUUUUCCUUUGGGAUUCUUCUUCCUCAUUUCCUCUCCUUCCGCCAGCGGAGAUGGCGAGGGAGGAGGACGAGAGGGAGGGAAGGACGGCUCGCAGAAGCCGGAGCAGGAGUCGCAGCCGAAGCAGGGAUCGCGACAGGGGUAGGGACGGCGGUAGGGUGAAGGAGAGAGAUCGAGGUCGGGAUAAGGAACGGGACCGUGAUAGGGAUAGGGAUAAGGGGGGCGACAAGGAGCGACGAGAUCGUCGCAGCAAGCGCAGUCGCAGUCGCAGCCACAGUCGCACGCCGGAUCGCAAGCGUCGCAGCCGCAGUCGCGACCGGGAGAAGCGACGGAAGAGCAGCAGGAGCAGGAGUAGGAGUGGAGAGCGCGAAAAGGAGAGGAGCAAAACCGACGAUCGCGAUGCUGUGAGGGACGGUAAAGCGGAAGAGAAGAAAGGCGAAAAAGAACUGGGGAUUGAUGUGAAGGGAGAAGAUGACAAUGGAAAGGGUGAUAAGGAAGGGUCGCGGAAGGAUGUGAAGGGAAGUGCAGCUGCGGAUGAGGGGAAGGUUGCUGGACAUGUCAACGGCGACGAGGCGAAAGAAAGCGGAAAGCAGAACGGCGAUGCUGCUGCUGCUGUUGCUGCUGCUCCGAGGAAACAGGAGCCCUUGUCUCUGGAGGAACUGCUGAAGAAGAGGAAGGAGGACGCCUUGCAACAGGCCAAGCCUGUGUUUCUGACCAAGGAGCAGCGGCAGGCUCUAGCGCUGCAGAGGCGCAAGGCAGAAGCCACGGCUCAAAUGAGAAAAAUCGAGAACCAACGCCGGGCGCUAAGAGGCCUCCCUCCUCUUCCUGAUGAGAAUGCAGAGGAUGGUGCGGCAGAGGGCAAGGAGGGGGGAAGGGCGAUGGAUGUGGACGGGGAUGAGGGAAGGAGGGACGGCGGGCGAGACAGGGAGGAUGACCGCGGGAGGGAGGAGAAGGAGAGGGAUGGAGAUGGGGAGAGGGAGAGGGGCAGGGAUAGGGACAGGGAUAGGGAGAGGGACAGGGGCAGGGACAGGGACAGGGAUAGGGAUAAGGAUAGGGAUAGGGAUAUGGAUAGGGAUAGGGAUAGGGACCGUGACAGGGAUAGAUAUCGAGAGAGGGACAGGGAAAGAGAGAGGGAGAGAGACAGAGAUAGGGAUAGGGAUAGGGGCAGAGACAGAGACAGGGACAGGGACAGAGAGAGGGAUGGUGAUAGGGACAGGGACAGGGAUAGAGAUAGGGACAGAGACAGAGACAGGGACAGAGAGAGAGAGAGAGGCAGGGAGCGAGAGUGGGAUAGGGACAAGGGGAGGGAGGGCGAGAAGGGGAGGGAGAAGGGCAAGGGCGAAGAGGGGGGAGCAGGGAGUGGAGGAGGCACUGACAGGGAGAGGGAGUUGGAGAUGAUUCGAGAGCAGUACCUGGGGCUUCGCAAGCCCAAGAAGCGUGUCAUAAAGCCGAGUGAGAAGUUCCGAUUCUCCUUUGACUGGGAGAACACUGAGGACACCUCACGCGACCUCAACCCCCUGUACCAGAACCCCCACGAGGCUCAGCUGCUGUUUGGCCGAGGCUUCAGGGCCGGGGUGGAUAGGAGGGAGCAGAAGAAGCUUGCAGCGAAGAACGAAGCAGACAUGCGCGCAGCCAUUCGGGAGAAGGAGGGCGUGGAGGAGAAGCCAGAGGAUAUGGAGGCGCAGCAGAAGAGGGAGGAGGCUGCUAACGCCUAUGACACGUUUGACAUGCGCGUGGAUCGACACUGGUCAGAGAAGAAGCUGAGCGAAAUGACCGAGCGUGACUGGCGCAUUUUCCGAGAGGAUUUCAACAUAGCUUACAAGGGCUCCAAGGUGCCGCGCCCCAUGCGCAACUGGGAGGAGAGUGGGCUGUCACCGGAGCUGCUGAGGGCAGUGAAGGAGAUUGGCUACACCAAGCCGUCGCCCAUCCAGAUGGCCGCGAUGCCCAUCGGGCUGCUGCAGAGAGACGUCAUUGGCAUUGCUGAGACCGGUUCGGGCAAGACAUGUGCCUUUGUGCUGCCCAUGCUGACGUACAUCUCCAAGCUGCCUCCGAUGACGGAAGCCAAUGAGGCGGAGGGGCCGUACGCCGUGGUCAUGGCGCCCACCAGAGAGCUGGCGCAGCAGAUUGAAGAGGAGACGGUCAAAUUCGCCCAGUUCAUGAAUCUCCGGGUGGUGUCGAUCGUGGGAGGCCAGUCCAUCGAGGAGCAGGGUUUUAAGCUGCGGCAGGGCUGUGAGAUUGUGAUUGCCACGCCUGGUCGGCUUUUGGAUUGUCUGGAGCGGCGGUACGCGGUGCUGAACCAGUGCAACUAUGUGGUGCUGGACGAAGCAGAUCGCAUGAUAGACAUGGGGUUCGAACCUCAGGUCACAGGUGUGCUGGAGGCCAUGCCUUCGUCGUUCCUCAAGCCCGAGAGCGAGGAUGCUGAGCUGGACGCCUCCCGGAUCUACCGAGUCACCUACAUGUUCUCCGCCACCAUGCCCGCCAGCGUGGAGCGCCUAGCACGGAAAUAUCUGCGCAACCCUGUGGUGGUGACCAUCGGCACAGCAGGGAAGGCAACGGAGCUCAUUACUCAGAAUGUCUUUAUGGUGAAGGACUCGGAGAAGAUCUCACGGCUGCAGCGCAUUCUGGAGGGCGUUGGGGAGGAUCGGACGGUCAUCGUCUUCGUUAACACCAAGAAGACAGCUGACGGGGUUGCCAAGCAGAUCGACCGCAUGGGGUUCAAUGUGACCACGCUGCACGGAGGCAAGACGCAGGAGCAGCGCGAGGUCAGCCUGGAGGGCUUUCGAACGAAGAAGUUCAACGUGCUUGUAGCCACUGACGUGGCGGGGCGUGGUAUCGACAUCCCGGACGUGGCACAUGUCAUCAACUUCGACAUGCCUGGGAACAUCGAGAUGUACACACAUCGCAUCGGUCGCACGGGGCGUGCGGGCAAGACUGGAGUGGCCACCACCUUCCUCACUCUGCACGACAGCGAGCUCUUCUACGAUCUCAAACAGAUGCUUACCCAGAGCGGCUGUGUUGUUCCUCCUGAGCUUGCUCGGCACGAAGCCGCCAAGUUCAAACCAGGGUCCAUUCCUGACAGACCCCGUCGUAACGAGCAGCUUUUCACACAUUGAGGAGGUUCCCAUGUCAAGGCUUUCCAAGUGGCAAGUGGUUGAAAGUAUUAUUGGCAUGCCUCUGGAGAUUCUACUAGAUUGUUUUGACCUUGCUAAGUCUAAGAUGGAAUACAUAACACGAUCCUCAAUGGUUAUACCUGGCAGUGGGUCUGCUAAUACAGGAAUUGGCUGUUCAAAAUAGGACGUUUCUUUUGGUGUUGGACUGCUGACUCAUUUCUCGUCAUCCGUUUCCAAGCGCACAUUCUCCCUACACUGUUGAACGAAGGAACCCUAAAACAUAUAACUUUCCAUGUCCUAACUUUCUUGACCUCCGUCUCUUUCGCGCCACAGCCCCUUCAGCCUUCACAAGCGACCUACCUUAUGCAUUUCUGCAGUAGUGCGUUUUUGUUAUCUUAUACUCGCCGUUCGACACGAUAGCUUGAGUGUGCUCAGUUUAGUCGUAGUAGUCUGGAGCUUCAGGUAUUUGAAGGACGGCUUUAAUUUAUUCGCUGUUCGCUGUCUAAGACGUGUCGCCAACAGCAUCAGCACUAGUUGAACCGGGUUACGUUGUUACCACUUCGUUCCCUUCGCCGUUCUUCGACCAGCGGCAUGGACAUCGCGGGCGUGAGACAUUGACCCCCCCUCGACUGUCUUCACAGAUGGCCUCAACCAACCUCGGCUUACUGCUGUCCAGCUUCAUUCUCCUAUAAACCGCCUUCCCAGCCAUCCACGCAGCCUAUAAGCCGUCUCCUUAGCCACUCAAGCAGCACGACAAACCUUUCGAGCGGCACUGUCCUGCAUUGCUUCUGCAUCACCAUCUCGUCUCCCACCAUCACUCUCCCUCACCUUGCUCUACCCACUAUUUCCUCUGCCCGUUCAGCUGCCCGCCGUCUUCCCUCGAGCGACCCGCCCCCUCUCCGCCCGCCCCUCUCUUCCCCCCCUCGCACUACCACCGCCAUGGGGUGUGCUCUGAGCGUGUCAGCCGACGACAAAAAAGGCAAGGAUGCCAAAAACGGAAACUCUCCUGCCAAGCCUGGCAUUCCAGCAGUGACUUUCACCCCUAUUGACCGCUCCAUGCCCCCUAUAGUAUCUGGGGAGGUGCUCUCAAUGCCGCAGACCAGAAAACCCAUGGAUGCGAUUUAUGAACCCAAGGAGGGGUAGGUGAGGUUGUUUACUGCGGAACUGGAGUGGCAUAUUUUACAGUGCAUUUCGGAGGGACCUCUCACUGCAGCAGACCGGAUAGCUCGUGGAGGCGAUUAUGAGCCCAAGGAGGGGUGAGGCGCACGUGAUUGUAAGGUGGAGAGUCAGGGCUCUCUGGAUGCCAGGCCAGGGAUCUGGUAAGGAAGCUUUGUGUUUAUGGGUGGAACAUUUGGUUUUGGCUGGAACAAGUAGUGUUCUAUUGACAAAAUACCAGGAGUGCUUUUUAGGAUUGUAGAAAUAUGCUUGCUAGUACUCUGCCUUCAUUGCGCGCUGCUGGCAGCAAAGAUGGGCUAGUUUCUGCUAGGGAGAGGCGGUGUAGGAGCCUGAAUGGCUUGAGAUUGUUGUAGUUUGUUAGUAGUGUAGUCGGUGAGGAGCCGGAGCAAUUUGCAUGUUGCUGAAUUGCUUGAUAUUUACAUUUUACUGCUUAUA